AUGGAGAUUGUACACGAGUACACGAAGGCCCGCGGGGACUUUGGCCGCCAAUGUCUCUUCUCGGACCGGCCCGCGGAGCUUCUUGCGGACGUGGCCCCGGACUCGGACCUGGCGCUGCAGUUCAUGACGAGAAGCAGCAGAGUUCAGGCGCUUCAGUGUUCUCAAGACAUGUCCGAGCACCAGGUGAACACAGAGAGGUUUGAAUCAGAAAGCCGUGGAAUAAACCAUGUGGAAGGGGGGUGGCCCAAAGACAUCAACCCCCAAGACAUGGAGCAAACCAUUCGUUUCAGGAAGAAGGUGGAGAAGGAUGAGAGCUACUUGAUUAGCAUCAUGCAGCUUGGUGAUGUUAUAGGGCACUGCGUUGGACAGAACACCGCCGUCAACAUAUACCAGAAGUACUUUGAGGAUGAAGAUCUGCGGGACAAAAUUCAGGAACCGCCAUCUGCUAAGACCAUCAAUGUGUUCAGAGAUCCGAACCAGGUGAAGCGAACUGUCACCUGUCUGUCCUGGCACCCCGACGGAGGUAGAAAACUGGCAGCUGCCUACUCAUGCCUGGAGUUCCAGAAAGCUUCCACAGACAUGAGCCCGGAUGCAUACAUUUGGGACAUUGAGAACCCCAACAAACCUGAGCUGACUCUGAAACCUGCGUCUCCUCUUGUCUGUUUGGACUACAACCCAAAAGACUCACACACUCUUGUUGGCGGGAGCUACAAUGGACAAAUUGUGUUCUGGGAUACCCGUAAAGGCAGUCAGCCUACGGAUGUUUCCUCUCUGGAGCAGAGUCACAGGGAUCCAGUCUAUAAGACCAUUUGGUUGCAAUCCAAGACCGGAACAGAAGCCUUCUCUGCAUCCACUGAUGGACAGAUUCUGUGGUGGGACGUCCGUCGGCUGAGCGAGCCCACAGAGCAGUUGAUUCUGGACUUGGGUCGGGAAGGAAACCUAGACCGGGCUUUAGGAGCGAUCUCCCUGGAGUUUGAAUCCACCAUGCCAACCAAGUUCAUGGUGGGGACCGAACAGGGUAUUGUUGUGUCCUGUAACAGAAAGGCAAAGACUACAUCUGAAAAGAUAGUCUGUAGCUACGACAGCCACCAUGGACCUGUCUAUGCGCUACAGAGGAACCCUUUCUUCCCCAAAAACUUCCUCAGUGUGGGGGACUGGAGGGCUCGCAUCUGGUCUGAGGACAUCAAGGAGUCGUCCAUCAUGUGGACCAAGUACCAGAUGUCGUUCCUGACAGAUGCCUGCUGGAGUCCUGUCAGGCCCGCCGUCUUCUUCACUGUGAAGACCGAAGGCGUGCUGGACACCUGGGACGUCUUGUUUAAGCAGAACGACCCCACGCUGAGUGUAAAGGUGUGUGAUGAAGCCCUGUAUAGCCUGCGGCCUCAUGAGAGCGGACGCCUGGUGGCUUGCGGCUCUCAGCAGGGUGCAGUUACAUUAUUGGAGAUCUGCUUGGGACUGUCCAGCCUCCAGAAGAAUGAGAAGAGUCUUAUGGCUGAGAUGUUGGAGCGCGAGGCCAAGCGCGAGAAGAUCCUGGAGGCUCGUCAGAAGGAGCUACGACUGAAGGAAAGGAGUCGGUCCGAGCAAAGCCGAGAGGACGAGGCGAGCCGAGACGCGGCGGUGCGAGAGGAGACUCCUGAGCAGUUGAUCGCCAGAGCUGAGCAAGACUUUUUCAGCAUGGUGGAAGCUGAGAAGAGGAGGAGGAAGGAAAGGGAGCAAGAAAAAAAGCAGCUUAGCUCAUAGAUGGGAGAAAGACAACAAGAUUGCACCAGUGGAGCUCAGCUUGGGUGGAGUACGCAGAGAAAAGCCACACAACCAACAGAAGAACACGCAAACUCCACACAGAAGAUCCAUAGC
This is a messenger RNA of Phycodurus eques (leafy seadragon), 1851 nucleotides long. It is a transcript of the gene dnai2b, whose product is annotated as dynein, axonemal, intermediate chain 2b. Gene Ontology annotation, molecular function: dynein heavy chain binding; dynein light chain binding. Bases 1 to 1737 code for a protein of 578 amino acids. The transcript has 13 exons. The record is from RefSeq and is a predicted model, not a curated record. Gene Ontology annotation, cellular component: outer dynein arm. NCBI's taxonomy places the organism in Eukaryota, Metazoa, Chordata, Actinopteri, Syngnathiformes, Syngnathidae. Gene Ontology annotation, biological process: outer dynein arm assembly; cilium movement.